This is a messenger RNA of Ochotona princeps (American pika), 4335 nucleotides long. It is a transcript of the gene SYCP2, whose product is annotated as synaptonemal complex protein 2. Lineage: Eukaryota; Metazoa; Chordata; Mammalia; Lagomorpha; Ochotonidae. The transcript is spliced from 42 exons. Bases 38 to 4297 code for a protein of 1419 amino acids. The record is from RefSeq and is a predicted model, not a curated record.
AGGUUUUUCUUUUCCUGCUGCUUCUAAUGUAGCCAAAAUGCCAGUAAAACCAGAUCUCCAGCAGUUGGAAAAAUGCAUCGAUGAUGCUUUAAGGAAAAACAAUUUCAAGCCUUUGGACACACUUUUGCAAAUUGAUAUUUCUGAAGAUGUGAAGAUUAAAUGCAGCAAACAGUUUUUUCACAAGUUGGAUGACCUUAUAUGCAGGGAGCUUAAUAAAAAGGACGUCCAAAUGGUUUCGGCCAUUUUGGCUUCUGUGGCAAAAUGUGGCAAAAACAUCACUAUAUUGGGACAAUGUGGCCUCCUCACUAUGAUGAAACAAGGUCUAGUCCAGAAGAUGGUUACCUGGUUUGAAAAAUGCAAGGAAAUUAUUUUAAGCCGAGGAAAGUCAAAAGAUGACGCUGUCCUAAACAUGAUGGAAGACUUGUUUGAUCUUUUGAUGAUAACAUUUGACAUCAGUGAUGAAGGUAAAAGGCUUGUAGCAGAAAGUUUCAUCCCUCAAAUUUGUGCCCUCGUUGCUGACUCGGGAGUGAAUAUUUGUGUUCAGCAGGAGACCUUGAAAAAGAUGAAUGCUAUGAUUGACAAAAUGCCUAAGGAGGCCAGGAAGAUAUUCUCUAAACAAGAAAUGUUAAUCCUCAUGAGUGGUAUGGGAGAAAGGAUUUUAGAUGCUGGAGAUUACGACUUACAGGUAGGCAUUGUGGAGGCUUUGUGUAGAAUGACCACAAGAAAACAAAGGCAAGAACUGGCGUGUCAGUGGUUUUCAAUGGAUUUCAUUGUUACUGCAUUUAAAGGAAUUAAAGAAUCUGAAUUUGAAACUGAUUGUAGGAUAUUUCUCAACCUUGUCAAUGGCAUGCUUGGAGAUAAAAGAAGAGUCUUUACGUUCCCUUGUUUGGCAGCAUUUCUUGAUAAAUAUGAGCUGAAAAUACCAUCAGAUGAAAAGCUGGAAGAAUUCUGGCUGGAUUUCAACAUGGAGAGCCAGUCUCUCUCCUUCUACGUUGCCGAAGACAGUGAGGAUCAUCAGUGGGAGCCAGUCACUGUGUCAGAGGAUAAAGUACAAACGUACAGCAUUGAAGUGAGAGAAUCAAAGAAACUACUGAAUAUAAUUCUGAAAAACACAAUAAAAAUUAGUAAAAGAGAAGGAAAAGAAUUGUUUUUGUAUUUUGAUGAAUCACUAGAAAUCAGUGAUGUAACUAAAAAAAUUUUUGGUGCAAAUAAAAAUGGGGAAUUUACCAGAAAGCAAGGCAUUUCGGUUGCCAAGACAUCAGUGCAUAUACUUUUUGAUGCAAGUGGAUCGCAGAUUCUAGUGCCAGAAAGUCAGAUCUCAUCAGUGGAGGAAGAACUCCCUAAAGAACAUGGUGAACCUCGGCCGGAAUGUGCUAACCCACUGAAGCCUGUCAGAGACAGUUACCAACAAGACAGGAGCAAGAAGAGCCGUUUCAAGGUAAUGACUCCUAACAAAAUGAAAGUGUCUGAAGCCUCAAUGAUUGUUCCUGGUGCAGACAGAUACACUGUGAGAAGUCCAGUACUCUUAACCAAUACAACUCCACGAAGAGGAAGAUGUAAGCCACCACUGUGCGUGGUUCCUUCUGCAGAAGAAGCUGGUGUUUCCAGAACGGCAAAGGAUGGACCGGAAGCCAUGUCACUUACGUCUAGACCAUCUCAAGAAAGAAAUGGAGGGGAUAACACAGACAAAUAUAUCAAAACUGCUACAACUGUAGAAAAGACAAAAAAUAAGGAUAUUGAAUUCACAAAGCAAAAUUUUAAUGAGCUCCAGGAUGGUGUUCCUGUUUCACAGGCAGUGGGAAGAGGAGAUGACUCUGUGUUUUCUGGUAUUUUUGACAUAUAUGGAGAUAAGAUGUGCUCCAAGUUGGCGUGUUGGACACCUGUAACAAACAUUAAAAUCUGUAAUAAACAGAGAGCAAGUGCUUUAUCAGACAUGUUUAAUGAAGAUAUUGUUGAUGAGACAUUUCCUAAACGAAGAUCAUCCUCUUCGGUGUCUGAGGAUUCUGUAGAAACAGAGAAAGUGAAAUGCAAGAAGGAUGUGAAACACAGGGCAGGUAGAACAGAAGUCGGCGUUUGCAGAAGCCAGCAGCAACAAACUCAUCCUAAGUACUCAGAGCACAGUAAUUCUGAAAAUACGAAGCAGGGUGAUUGGCAUAUUGAAUCUGCAACUACUUUUAAAUCAGUUCUUCUAAAUAAGACAGUCGAAGAAUCUUUGAUUUAUAGGAAGAAAUAUACACUGUCUAAAGACGUUUGUGACAGAAGCUCUUCUAGAAAAAAUGUGAAAAGUCGAAGAAAUUCAGAGAAAGAUUUGACUUCCUUGGAUUUGAAACAAAAACAGAGACAAAAGUCAAAAGGCCAAGGCUUGGCUGAUGCGGCAGAAUCCUUAAUAAGCCAGAUUAACAGGAGGUACAAGCCACAAGACGGCACUAGGUCUGCAAGAAAGGGGAAGGAGGCUUUGCUUGACAGUGAUUUUCCCGGCACAUCCGCUGUACAGCACCAUAAGGAAAAGGUUCAGAAAAAAAGUUACAGAAAACUGGAGACUACCUUUGUUAAUGUUACUUCCGAAUACCCAUUGAAUGAUGUCUACACUUUUAAUUUGUGUGGAGCUGAUGAACCUAUUAUAAAACUUGGAGUCCAAGAAUUCCAAGCUAGAGAAACCUGUGCGGAUAAUUCAGCGAAACUGGGAACUUUGAGGAAUGAUGACGAACUUGAACCUUCUAUCAAAACAAAAGAUAGAAGGGUUGUAAGAAAUCAAGAAAAGAAAAGUCUCUUUAGUGAUACUGACACAGAAUACAGGUGGGAUGACAGCAAGACCGAAGUUAGCUGGCUGAAAGAACCAAAGUCCAAACCACAGCUGCUAGACUACAGCAGGACCAGAAAGAGUCGGAAAUCAAGACCAUCGUUGGAUAAGAGACAAGCACGUUCUAAAAUGAUAGACCAACAGGAAUCCAGUAAACACAUCACCAGAAAGGUAGAUUUGACCGUUACGGACGGGAGAAUCAGACUUCCACGAAGAGCAACAAGAAACAAAAAAAAUUAUAAAGAUCUCUCCAAUUCAGAAUCAGAAAGCGAACAAGAACUGUCAGACUCAUUUAAAGAGAAAUUACAGGGAAAGGAGGCGAGUAUCCAUUCAGGAGCCCAAAGCAGGAAGGUGCCAAGGAAGCAGCAGCAAGUCUUCCCUGCUGAAACACGAAGGAAAAGAUCAAAAGGACGGAGGGCCUCGGCUGGACCUAAGCCGCCCAGAGGAGAGCCCGGCCUGCACUCGGCUCCGGCCGCCCCGUCUGGGAGUCUGUCAUCUGUAGAAGUAAUGAGAUGUGACGAGAAAGAAGCAGAAAGGGAUUUUACUCAGGAGUGUGACUACGUAACGAAUUCUUUGUCACCUUGUGCAAAAAUUUCCUCAUCUGAGUCCUUCAACAGUAACAGUGGAGUUGGGGUUUCAGUAAACUCGGCCAAGAAAACUUUGCUAUGCACAGAUCACAGCAGCUCACCACUUCCACAACCAUCGUUUUUGGAAAACCAUUCGUCAUCUCCACCAUCCAUGUCUGGUGAAGGAAGAGAGAAGACAGACACUCCCUGCGGCACCGCUCACACAGCUGGCCCCAUUCAACCACUUAAUCGCAAACGAGUGCACACGGAUUAUCUGGAUAAUUCUAAUGAAGAAGAACUGGGAGAGAGAGAGAACCUGCUUCCCAAAAAAUUGUGUAAAAUUGAAAGUGCAAAUCGUCACUCUUACAAAAAGUCUGACAAUUCAUCUCCAUCAUCAGUAAAUGGCUGUUUUAUUCCUGUGGAAAACUGGGAAGGAUUAAGGAAAAUGGAUUCAGAAUGUAAGAAGAUUAAUAUCCGAAAUAGAAAAAUGGAUUUUUUUGCUAAGCAUUCUUGGAAAAUCAUCCAGCAGCAUCUGAAAACCAUGAGCCGUCAGCUCCAGGAGCACAGGCUGAAAAAAAUUGAUAAAUUCCAAGUCAUCAUCAAUGAAGAGCUGAAGAGUUUUGAGAAAGAUUCACAAUCUUUAAAAGAUUUCGAGAAAGAAUUUGCGGUAUUUUGGGAAAAGUUACUUCAGAAGUACAGAACAUAUAGAAAAAGUGAACAGCAGAGAUUUCAGCUUCUGAAGGCUUCACUGGACAAACACGUAUUCCACAGCACUGAUUAUGAAGAAACUAUUUUUACAUCAGAGAUGUGUUUGAUGAAAGAAAACAUGAAAAUUGUGCAAGACAGACUUCUCCAGGAAAUGGCAAAAGAGGAGCUUCUUCAUGUACGCAGAGGGCUGAUGUCAUUAUUCAUGAUUCAUGACAAAUAUUAAUGUGUGAGACCUGAUGAUCAGCAUCUUUUUGUUAUUUC